Harmonia axyridis is the source of this 5114-nucleotide messenger RNA. RefSeq names its product protein CREBRF homolog (gene REPTOR). The transcript is spliced from 9 exons. Gene Ontology annotation, molecular function: RNA polymerase II transcription regulatory region sequence-specific DNA binding; DNA-binding transcription factor activity, RNA polymerase II-specific. The coding region runs from base 586 to 2340 and encodes 584 amino acids. The record is from RefSeq and is a predicted model, not a curated record. NCBI's taxonomy places the organism in Eukaryota, Metazoa, Arthropoda, Insecta, Coleoptera, Coccinellidae. Gene Ontology annotation, biological process: response to unfolded protein; regulation of transcription by RNA polymerase II. Gene Ontology annotation, cellular component: nucleus.
UCUAGGAAUGUAAACAAACAAAACUAGUGACAUAUGCUUUGUUCGAUAAGUGUGAUUUGCAAAAUUCCAAGGCUAUCCUCAUUUCAAAAACAUUUUGUAAUCAGAUUUCCGUAUUGCUUGAUUAAGGCCAAAGGUCAUUCUAUAGGUCAUCUUAACGAAACGAAUCAUUCAUUGAAAGCUUGUUAAUAGGAGCAAGACUCAACAUUAUUUGCAAAAAGAUUCCACCUCAGCUAACAAGUUGGUAAUAAUCUUAUUGGCUAGAGUUCCUCCGGGUUCUAUUUUUGAUUGGUUUGAAAUUGUAAGAUAAAUAUUCCUUGCGUACGCGAGUCAUGCGACAUGACGAACAUGGUGGUGUGAAUUAUAUUGUUUUGAUUGUAAUAGAGUUUGUUUUCAAGUGAAAUUUUAGGUGAUUCCACUUGAUUUUUCAAAAGUUAAUACUGGGAUUUUGUUCGAAUUCAUCGAGUGAUAAUAUUGUGUGCUAUUUUGCUUACUGACAAUCUGUGGCAAGUUUUAUUGAUGUUGAGUCACUCUGGACUAUUCGAUAAAGAAUAUUUCUAAGUGAUUGUUAUUAUCAAAGCGUCUACAAUGACAGAUUUCACUGGGGAUUUCUUCCUAGAUCCUGGAAUCAUAAUCAAACAAGAACCUGUGAACAGUGACAUCAUUAUGACGACCUCAGCAAGCGUGCCUAUUCCUUUGCCGAAAAGAUCGCAAAUGGAAAUUAAUGACUACCAUAGGGACUUCAACUUUGAAUUUGAGAAUUCUCAAUCUCCCAUUAAUCAGGAUAUAUGCUACAUAGGCCAAUUUCAAACGCAAGACCUUGAAAACAUGGACUUAUGGGGCAGCCGAAGCAUGAAUUCAAAUCUUCUGAAGUCUGAAGCUUUGAUUCAUAUGGAUGAUGAUGAUAUCUUUCAAGUGGAUAAAGCUGAUCUCAUUCAAGGUCCAACUUUGGCAGAACUCAAUGCCAAUGAUGAGACCCUUCUCAGAGAAAUCAACUUUGAUGAUUUACUCCUUCCUGAAGAAGGCAGCUUUAUGAACCUCACAAGUCAGAAGAAUUCCCUAGUGCAACAGAUCCAGAUGAGUAACUCCCACCACUCUAAUAAUAAUCAAAUAUUGACCGCCUCAUCUUGCCCUCAAAGCAGCAUGAUGUACAGAGAGAGCGAACUUUCUUCUAGUGUACCCUCAAAUAGUUUUGAAACAUACCAUACCAAGAACCUCAUGUCUGCUGUUUCUCCUUCUAGUCAUACAAGUUCAAACUCUCCAAUUCUUCAAUCUUCCCCACUACGCAUUGCUUCUCUACAACAGAAACACAGCACCCUUCAUGAACUUUUGAUGAAAAGGGAUUCAUAUGUUUCACCCGAUAGGAUGCACGAUCAGUCACUUCCUGGCGUUUCUUCACCACUUGGGUCUCCAAAUAUUCACAUGAGUAGAGGGCACAUAUCUAGGCUGUCUUCUUCUGCUCCUACACAUCUUGGUCCUGAUCAGAUUUGGCAAAGAAGAGAGCCUCGAAAGCAUCUUAUCUCAACCAGUUCUCUUGUUGAAGCUGGCUCAACAUCUUCGCUAUCUACAGGUGGAAUUUUGAGUCCAGAAUCGCAGGAUUUUUCUCACGACGAGGGUGAUUCCGAUUCAGAAAGUGAUGCCCACUAUGAAGAUUUCAGCUCUGAUAAUGGAGAUUCGGAUGAAGACUUUGAGCAGUCACCGAAAACAUCUCAUAAGAAAGAGAGAUAUUUUUGGCAGUACAAUGUUCAAUCGAAAGGACCAAAAGGGCAGCGUCUAGUGAUGAAAUGUAAAAUGGAGGACCCUCAUCAUUUGAAUGAAGUCACUGAUCCAGUUUUCAGUCCAGAUUGUUCCGUUAAGGGGAUCAAACAUAGCGGGAAAGCAAGGAAGGGUGAUGGUAACGAUUUGACCCCUAAUCCAAAGAAACUGCAUAGUAUUGGAAAAGAACUUACAAAAUUAAACAAGAUCAUAAAUGACAUGACGCCUGUCAGUGAGCUACCCUUCAAUGUUAGGCCUAAUUCAAGAAAAGAAAAAAACAAAUUGGCGUCAAGAGCUUGUAGACUGAAGAAAAAAGCUCAACAUGAAGCAAAUAAAAUAAAACUUCAUGGCCUUGAAACAGAGCAUAGAAAAAUUAUGAAUGGUAUCCAACAAGCCAAACAAAUAUUAGUUGCAAAGAUAAAUGAAACAUCGUCUGACAAACAGGAGGAAUUGACUCAACAUUUGGAGAAAUUAUCUCGAUUUGUUGGAAAAGUAAGGAUAGCUGGUCAUACAACAGAAUAUGUAAACAAAAUCUUAGAUCAAUUAAAAGGAGGCAGUGGAAGGAUGGCUUGCUUGGAGAACUUAUAGGAGACAACUAGUAAAAGAAGUAUGAAUCUCUAAUCCACAUUUUUAGCAGAUGAUCUGCUAAAUAUCUGAUCCUUUUUUAUAUAUUUUUUUUAUCAAAAAGAAGAGUUACAGAGUUUUGUAAACACUCGAAAAGUUGAUAAAAACCAGGUGAGGAUGUGUUGUUGUUCCUAAUAGUUUAAGUUGGAAAGAAUAUUGUGAUCAUCAAACAAGUUUAAUAUUUGAGAACCUGUUUGUUAGCAGAUGUGGCUUUGUCACAAAAGUGGUAUUUUGAAUAUACAGCACUGUUAAGUUAAAUGCUGGAAUUUGAAAUUUUACAAUUAAAAUUUUUUGUUUAUAGGAUGGUCUUCGAUUCAUACAUAAAUCAAUAGAUUUUUCCGUUUGAUGUGACGUAAAGAUUUUUUUUCAGUUUUAUUACUGUAUGUUAUAGACAUAUUGAUAAUAUCAUUUUAUUAUUUAUUUUUUUUGUAUCUCAGUUACAUUAACAACAAUAUGAACAUAUCCCCCACUUUGAAAUUUAAGUCAUCCAGCAAAGUAUAUUAUUCAAUAACAGGAAUGUUCAAACACAAAUAUAAAUCGAAGACUCUCCUUUAAGAUAUAUUUUGGAAUAUGUGGAUAUGAAAAUUACGUCAGAAGUGAAAUGAAGAAAUGUUUUACGUUUUUGAUCUUCUACAAAAUUAUCUGGUUUUGAGAAAUGUAUUUUACUUGGCAUGAAAUCAUAGUUUAUUUUAAUUUAUAAUUGUUAAUUUUAUAUUUACAGAUAGUGUGAGAAAUUUUAAAGCAGUUAAUUAUAUUUAAUGUUAAUUUUAUACAGUUGGAGUUAUACAACCACAAUAAUAAUUAUUUCUUGUUAUAAUAAAAAGAGGCCUUAAGCUGAUGAAAUAUUUUUGAUUGUAUAAUAUUUUAGUUAUUGAACUUAAGUUUAAAACGUCAUGUCCAGGAGACUAUAAUAAUAAUAAAUUUUUUUAAAGUCGUAUCUGAUGAAAUUUCACUUCUUGAAAGAGAAAAGUAUCAAAUUAGUGAAUAUCAUUUUGGAUAAAUCAAUGAAAACUGCUGGUUGUAAUUCUAAUAUAUUUUAAAAGAAUGGCAGCAAUUUUUACAAAAUUAUGUAUUUCUUCUUUCACAUUAGAAUUUUUGUGAAGAAGUAAUUUUGUAACUGGAGUCUACGUGAAAGAUAUUUGAAUAUCUAUAGCUGGAAUCCAAAUUGAUUUGAAAAAGGAAGAAGUUAGUCCAGAAGGAGAAUAAGGACCUUCCAUUGAUGUGAUCAGAAUGUUUCUGUGUUCAGUUUGUGAUAGAUUCACUUUUUAUUUUGUACAUAUAUUGAAUUGAGCUCAAUAUAUCAGGUUUUCAAAUAUAAAUAGUUUUUAGAAUAGUUGAGAGCUCGGUAUUAGUUUUGUCUUUUGGUUCAACCAAACUUUUUAUAGCUUUAAAAAGGUACAGAUGUUUAUGGUGUUUGUGUUUUGUUUUAUCAUUUUUAUAUUUUAUACAGAAGUGUGUUUUAUUUUUAAUGAUUAUGUAUAGAUGUUUGGAGGAAGUUGAAGUUUUGAAUACAGCAUGAAAUAAAAUUAAAAACUUCGCUGGUCAUAAGGUCAUCGAUUUUUUUUUUGUUAGAAGGAAAGUUAAAAAUCCUCCAACAAAAUCGUUGCGGUAUUUAGUUGAUGAAGGCUGUGCAUUAGUUUUUAACAUAGGGCAAAUCAGGGCCAAGUAAAAUACUAGCUUUAAGUUUUCAAAUGAAUACUGAAAUUUUAUAUUAACAAUAUAUAUAUUUAGUACCUAGUUUAACUUGCUUCUACUUAUACGUUGUUAUUGUGUAUCCUUCUACAGGUGGCCCAAGACAAGUUUAAGGUGAUCUUACCGUAGAUAUCACCAAAGCUUGCACAAAGACGAUUAAUUUGAAAAUUGUAAUGGAAUGCAUCCUUAUAUUUAUGUUAUUAAUCUUUCAGAUAUUGCCCUAAAGGUAUAGAACAAUGCUUGAAAGAUUAAUGACAUGAAUAGUAUCAAGUAUUUUUUCAGAUUAGUAGCGGGUUUCACAAAUUCUUCAUUAUCGUGAUUCAAAUGGUCAAAUCAUUUCUGUGGUCAAUAUCAGUACACUUUCGGUUCCGAAUAACAAUCAACGUGUUGAUCAAAGUUCUGUGAAACCCGCCAUGGGAAUUUUUAAUAGACAGAACUUAUAAUCUAAAAAUACUGUUGGGCCAUCUUUUAUUAUAAUGUUAAACAGAUACAGUCGUGUUGACUCCAUUAUUUCUUUUGUCUAAAAUUUACCAAAUAUUUUGGGGAAAAUGAUUUCUUACAGAUGCCUUUGAAUUACCUCAAACUACAAAAAUUUUGAUAUUUAUUGAACUCAGAAGAAAAUUUAUUUUCUUACAGUUCUUUUGAAAAAAUCAAGGCAGAAAUAUCUGUUUGAAGUCUAUUCAACUCCCAGCUUCACGCGAGUUCUAUAGAUUUACUGAAUAUCACCCAGUAGUAUUACUGCAUCAACGCAUAAGUAAAAAAAAAUUUUUUUUGGAAAAACUGUUAUUUACUGAAUUUAAUAUUAUGAGAAAAAUAUUUAUUAAGGUGUUGUGUCCAAAGUUUAUAUAAUCUAGUUUUAUACAGGUAGAUAUAUGCAUAAAUUGUAUGCCAUAUUAUAUUUUAAUACAUAUAGUUUUUUUGGAUAUUUUCACUAUGUGAAUUUUGAUAAAUAUUUAAAGAAGAGAUACAUUUCUAAAUUCUGUUUAUUGGAUAUAAUGUAAUAUUACUAGUUAUACUUUAUGAAUGGUAAUUAGAGCUUAAAAGUA